AGUACUAGGAAUACUAAACUACUCAUCUGUAGCGGCUCUGCUCCCAAGUCUGCAUCUCUUUCCCUUAAUCGGACGGAUCUCAAAAGUAUCCCCACACCGAUUCCUCCCUCCUCCUCCUUCUUGAUUCAUCCAAAUCCCUUCAAAUCUAUACGUACAGUAUUCCUGUAUCUAUUAUCUAUCCAUUUCCCCCCCACAACUAAAUCUCUCCCUCUAGUUGAGUUGUCACUGUCUCAUGGCUUCUUCUCCUGGCAAUCCAAACCAGCCAGGUGGUUCAGGACCAUUCGAUAUGCACAAAUUCUUCAAACCAAACCCUAAUUCACCAAACCCUAAUCCCAAUCAAAACCCUAAUUUAAUUUCCUCCCCUUUCCCACCUCCUAACGCUUCUUACCCUCCACCCACCGUCGCCGGCGCCGGUGCCGGAGGUGUGUACCCGUAUCCACCUCAAACGACAGCAGCCCCAUUUCACCAUCACCACCCUCAAUUCAAUCACCCCCACCUAACCCCCCAAUACACCACCCCACUACCUCAACAUGAUGCCACCCAGUUUGCUCAUCAGCAAAGAUCCAUGUCUUUCCCCACCCCCCCUCUUCAACCACCCCCACCCCAACCUACUAGUCCUCACCAAUUCCCUAAUCCUAAUCCUAACCCUGGUGCUAGGCUUAUGGCUUUAUUGAGUGCUCCCCCUUCUACUCUUGAAAUCCCUCCUAUACAACCUACCACUUCUGGGUCAGAGCUCUCUGAAUUUUCCUCUGGCCCAAAUGUCCCGGGCGCGGGACCUAUGAGAAUGGCGAGCAGCAAGUUGCCUAAAGGCCGGCAUUUGAAUGGUGAUCACAUUAUGUAUGAUAUUGAUGUUAAGUUGCCCAGCGAGGUGCAGCCUCAGCUCGAGGUUACUCCUAUUACAAAGUAUGGGUCGGAUCCGGGUCUUGUAUUGGGUCGGCAAAUUGCAGUUAACAAAACUUACAUAUGUUAUGGAUUGAAAUUGGGGGCUAUUCGGGUUCUUAACAUUAAUACUGCCUUGAGAUCGUUGCUUAAAGGCCUUGCGCAGAGGGUCACAGACAUGGCUUUCUUUGCAGAGGAUGUUCAUCUCUUGGCUAGUGCGAGUAUUGAUGGCCGGGUUUAUGUAUGGAAAAUUACCGAAGGACCAGAUGAAGAAGAUAAGCCACAAAUUACAGGAAAGAUUGUCAUUGCUGUUCAAAUUGUGGGUGAAGGGGAAUCUGUGCACCCACGUGUUUGUUGGCAUUGUCAUAAACAAGAAAUUCUCGUGGUUGGAAUCGGGAGACACAUUUUGAAAAUUGAUACCACUAAAGUGGGAAAAGGUUCAGUUUUUUCAGCUGAGGAACCUCUCAGGUGUCCUGUUGACAAGUUGGUUGAUGGGGUACAACUUGUUGGUACCCACGAUAGAGAAGUGACUGAUUUAUCAAUGUGCCAGUGGAUGACCACGCGUUUGGUAUCUGCUUCAGUGGAUGGCACGAUAAAGAUAUGGGAAGACCGGAAGUCACUUCCUAUAGCAGUUCUCAGGCCUCAUGAUGGUCACCCUGUUAAUUCUGUUACCUUCUUGGCUGCUCCACACCGUCCAGAUCACAUCGUACUCAUCACUGGGGGUCCUCUUAAUCGGGAGGUAAAGAUAUGGGCAUCAGCAAGUGAAGAGGGCUGGUUGCUUCCUAGUGAUGCUGAGUCAUGGCGCUGUACACAGACAUUGGAGCUGAAGAGUUCAGCUGAAGCUCAAGCUGGAGAGGCAUUUUUUAACCAAGUUGUAGCCUUAUCUCAAGCAGGUUUGCUUCUACUAGCAAACGCAAAAAAGAAUGCUAUAUAUGCUGUGCAUCUGGAGUAUGGCCCAAACCCGGUGGCAACCCGGAUGGAUUACAUAGCAGGAUUUACAGUUACCAUGCCAAUUUUGAGUUUCACUGGGACGAGUGAUCUAUUGCCCAAUGGUGAACAGAUUGUUCAGGUGUAUUGUGUACAGACGCAGGCCAUUCAGCAGUAUGCUUUGGACUUAUCCCAAUGCUUGCCACCUCCAACAGAGAAUGUGGUUUUCGAAAGGACGGAAUCCGGUGUUUCGCGUGAUGCUGCUAGCAUUGAAGGAUCUGCUCCUGUUGACCCCCCUAGAAGUAAACAGCAGGAGCUUCCUUUAUCUAGUUCUGCACUUAAAUCAUCUGUACAUGAAGGUGGCUCUGAGAUAUCACCAACAGCUCGACAUCCUACAAGUACUGCACCUACUGAAUCGGCCACCUCUCAAGAAUUAGCUUCCUCCAUUAUAGAAACUAAAUCGUCUACUUUUCCCACUGUAACUAGUGAUUGUGAUAUUGCCCCCAUUGCAUCACCUCCGCCUCCUUUGAGUCCUACAUUGUCUCGAAAACUAUCUGGUUUUAGAGGUCCAUCAAACAGCUUUGAGCGUGGCACCUCUGAUAAUGAGCAAGUUGGGGAUCCAAAAGUUGUUGAAUAUUCAGUUGAUCGGCAAAAGGAGGGCACAACUCCAAAUGUGUCUGAUGUUACUUCCUUGGAUGAUGAACCUAAAAAUGAUGAAUCUAAACUGUCACAGAAUGAUGUUCCCUCGGGUAUCAGUCCCCCUGUUAAGUUCAAGCACCCAACUCAUUUGGUGACUCCUUCAGAAAUAUUGAUGGCUAGAUCAUCCUCUGAGGUUAACAUUGUUAACGAGCAGAAAAGUGAGUCAGAAUUGACUAUACAGGAUGUUGUAAUUAACAAUGACGCCCGUAAUGUAGAGGUGGAUGUUAAAGUUGUUGGUGAAGCAAGAUUCAGUCAGAAAACUGAUGUUGGCUCUCAAGAAGAACUUCAUUCUUUUGUGUCAGAAAAUAAGGAGAAAGCCUUUUGCUCUCAAGCAUCUGAUCUUGGAAUAGAAAUGGCUCGAGAAUGUCGCGCUUUAUCUCCUGAAACCUAUACUGUGGAGGAAUCUAGGCAGUUUGAUGGGGCUGGCAGAAGUGAGGGACCGUUGCAACCUUCAAGUACACUAGAGGAAGAUCGUGACUCUGCAAAGGAGACCUCUGAAAAGGAUCUGGACUCAACAAUGUCAGUCACUGUUCAUCAAGCACCAGCUCCCACUGCAAAAGGGAAAAAGCAAAAGGGGAGGAAUACUCAAGUAUCUGGGCCGUCAUCAUCAUCGCCUAGUGUUUUCAAUUCAACAGAUUCUUUGAAUGAGGNUAUAUAUAUAUUUUUUCUUCUGACUAUGCAAAAAGAUACACAAAAGCAGAUGGAAAUGAUGGUUGCUGUCCCAGUGACCAAAGAAGGAAGAAGACUUGAGGCUGCUCUGGGACGGAGCAUGGAGAAAUCUGUCAAGGCCAAUUCUGAUGCUUUAUGGGCUCGUUUACAAGAAGAGUGUGCAAAACAGGAGAAGUCUCUUCGUGAUCGUACACAACAAAUGGCCAAUUUGAUCUCUAACUGCUUAAACAAGGACAUGCCAGGGCUGAUUGAAAAAUUAAUGAAGAAAGAACUAGCAGCUGUUGGACAAGCUGUGGCACGCAGUAUUACCCCUACUAUUGAGAAAACUGUAUCAGUUGCAAUUUCAGAAGCAUUCCAGAGAGGAGUUGGUGACAAGGCAGUGAACCAACUGGAGAAAGCAGUAAACUCCAAACUUGAAGCUACUGUAGCUAGACAAAUCCAAGCUCAAUUCCAGACCUCUGGCAAGCAAGCUCUGCAGGAAACACUGAAAUCUACUUUGGAAGCUUCAGUGAUCCCUGCCUUCGAGAUGUCAUGCAAGGCAAUGUUUGAGCAAGUAGAUUUAACAUUCCAGAAAGGCAUUGCUGACCACUCGGCUGCUGCGCAACAGCAAUUCGAGUCCAUGCAUUCCCCGUUGGCACUUGCUCUAAGAGAUGCCAUAAAUUCAGCGUCGUCAAUGACUCAGACAUUGAGCGGAGAGCUGGCUGAUAGUCAGAGAAAGUUGCUUGCUCUCGCAGUUUCUGGAGCAAAUCCCCAGUCAGCAAAUCCGCUGGUUAGCCACAUGAAUAAUGGAUCAUUGCUGCAUGAGAAGAUUGAGACACCUCCAGAUCCAACCAAAGAGUUAUCUAGACUGUUAGCGGAGCACAAGUAUGAAGAAGCAUUCACUGCAGCGUUACAAAGAAGUGACGUAUCAAUUGUCUCGUGGUUAUGCUCUCAGGUUGAUUUGCCAGGGAUUUUGUCCUUGAAUCCUCUUCCUCUGAGUCAAGGAGUGCUCCUUUCACUUCUUCAGCAGUUGGCGUGUGAUAUUAGCAAAGAGACGGUCCAAAAACUAUCCUGGAUGAGGGAUGUGUUAACUGCCAUAAAUCCAACUGAUCCGAUGAUCGCAGUGCAUGUGCGGCCCAUCUUUGAACAAGUAUAUCAAAUAUUACACCACCGCAGAAGUAUUGCUACAACCCCCGCUGCUGAGCUUUCAAACAUUCGGCUGAUUUUGCAUGUAAUCAAUUCGAUGUUGAUGAGUAAAUGAUAAAAAAUAUGAACAUGUGUGGUGAAUAUACAAGCCUGUACAAAUCCUAGGAAUAUCCAUGGAAAGGCAAGUCGUACGGUAGAAUUGAAGUCUGCACCAACCUCCUAUUAUCUCUUUUUGUUUUACCUUUUCUAGGUAAAACUGUAAUCAGUUGGGUGAAUUUUCCUGUUGUAGAGACUUAGCACAAAAAAAAAACGAAUACAAUUUUCAAGUUGUAGAGUUAGUAUUUUAGGGUGAGUUUUCCGUAUAUACAGAAUUUUGACUUGUACAUUGUUAUUAUACUCCAAUUUUAAGCGGGAACUCAGAAGUGUUGUUUUUAUUACU
Nicotiana tabacum (common tobacco) is the source of this 4738-nucleotide messenger RNA. The record is from RefSeq and is a predicted model, not a curated record. NCBI's taxonomy places the organism in Eukaryota, Viridiplantae, Streptophyta, Magnoliopsida, Solanales, Solanaceae.